This is a messenger RNA of Leucoraja erinaceus (little skate), 1250 nucleotides long. It is a transcript of the gene gnb1l, whose product is annotated as guanine nucleotide binding protein (G protein), beta polypeptide 1-like. The transcript has 7 exons. Bases 142 to 1128 code for a protein of 328 amino acids. Gene Ontology annotation, molecular function: protein binding. The record is from RefSeq and is a predicted model, not a curated record. NCBI's taxonomy places the organism in Eukaryota, Metazoa, Chordata, Chondrichthyes, Rajiformes, Rajidae.
ACUCCAAUUAACCUACUAAUACGCACGUCUUGGAAUGUGGUUGGAAACUGGAGCACCGGGGGAAAACCCACCUGGUCCUAAGGAGAGCGUGCAAACUUCACUCAGACAGUCAAAAUCGAACUCAAGGGCGGUGCUGAUCCCAUGGCCAUGCGACCCCCUGAUCCAAAGUUUGUGCUUCGGGGAACGGGAGCUGCAGUGAAUACUUUGCAUUUCUGCUGCCGGGAUCAGGCGGACUGUGACCCGGUACUCUUCUCAGGCUCAGCUAAUGGACUGAUACACAUUUGGAACUUGAAGACACGCAGGGCAGAUACAGUUCUGGAAAGUCACGACAGUAAAUCCAUUUUAUGGGUACAGACAUUGCAACAGAGAGACGCUCUCAUCAGUCAAGGUCGUGACUCGUUUGUCUGCACUUGGGAUCUAGCAGAAGGACGCACAGCGGUAUUGGAUCGUAUUCCUUUGGACAGCUAUGGGUUCUGCCAGUGUUCGCUGCUGGAUAAUGGUGUUGGCAGCUACCUUUUAGCCUUGCCAGGCGGGGAUCUGUCAGAGGUGAAGAUUAUAGAUCUCCCCAGCAAGGCGCCAGUCUGGAUCUUAAAGCCGCCAGUCGAUGCUAAAUUGGGCAUGCCCAUGUGUCUGAAAAUUUGGCAGCCUACUUCCUCAUCUCGGCCCUUGAUAUUGAUUGGUUACGAGGAUGGAUCGGUGACCCUCUGGGACCUAUCGGAAAAGAAAAUGUUGAGUCGUCUCACCUGCCACAAAGAGCCAAUUAUGUGUCUUGACUUUGACCCGGAGAAGGUCAAGGGUAUCUCUGGCUCGUCAGAAAAUGCUCUCGGCUCCUGGGGGCUUGACACGCAACAGAACCUUAAGCUGCAGAACACGGUGGAGUUAGUAAAUGGUGGGAUUGCCCACGUCUGCCUCCGUCAAGACAAGAAGAUAGUGGCCACGGCGGGCUGGGACCAUCGUGUCCGUGUGUUCGGCUGGAGGAAGCUGAAGCCCCUGGCGGUCCUUCGCUACCACACGGCAAGCAUCCACUGCGUGGCCUUCUCCGAUCACGGUGCCCCGAGCGAGAGACUUAUGGCCGCAGGAUCGAAAGACCAGCGCGUAAGCCUGUGGUCCCUUUACAACGAAUCAUGACGGAGCCGAUAUCGUACAGGGGCACAUCGUAUUACGCUGACGUCUGUGAGCACUGUAGUUUGACGGCCUCGGGCCCAAUUUGAUCCGUGAUUCUAUUACAAUAGUAUUUCAAUUUGAAACGU